Molecule: messenger RNA, 3266 nt
Organism: Octopus bimaculoides (California two-spot octopus)
Lineage: Eukaryota; Metazoa; Mollusca; Cephalopoda; Octopoda; Octopodidae
Product: transmembrane 9 superfamily member 2
Biological process (GO): protein localization to membrane
Cellular component (GO): membrane
Source: RefSeq, a predicted model, not a curated record
UUGUCAUGCUGGCCACCAUUCGACUCACCGUUUCUCUGCGGUGACGUGUAGCAGCCAUUUUCGUCCUAUAAAUAUUUCUUGUUGGUACACCCGGAAACAAUCUCUUAGUAACAUUGUAGCAUAUUUUUAUAUUUACGUUUAUCGUUAAUUAUUGCCCAAAAUGGUACUAUUGUUUAUUUAUUCGUUAGUUUGCAUGUCAUGUAUCCCACCUAUUUUAAGUUUUUACCUGCCUGGACUUGCUCCUGUUACUUACUGUGAGAAAGGUAAAACUACAGCAACAUGUAAGUCUGAGAUACCUAUAUUUGUGAACAGACUGAAUUCUCCAGAAACAGUGGUACCCUAUGAAUACCACAGUUUUGAUUUUUGUACUACUGAUGAAUCACACUCUCCUGUAGAAAACCUUGGUCAAGUUGUAUUUGGUGAAAGGAUACGACCAUCUCCGUAUGAGAUGACAUUUUUAACAGAUAUUAAUUGCAAGAAAAUCUGCCAGAAGAAAUAUUCAAAAGGCGAUGCAGCUUCAAAAAGCAAACUUGACUUCAUCUUGAGGGGUAUUAGCCUGGAAUAUCGACACCAUUGGAUUAUUGAUAAUAUGCCAAUCACCUGGUGCUAUGAUGUUGAAAACAACAAACACCAUUGUAAUACUGGCUUCCCUAUUGGUUGUUAUGUUACAAAAGAUGGCUAUAGAAAAGGCAUAUGUCGGACAAGAGAUUCAUACACUGAGACGAAUACCUAUUACCUCUUCAACCAUGUUGAUAUAGAUAUCACUUAUCACAGUGGAAAAGAGGAAGAUUGGGGAGAAUCUUUAACUGGCAAAGGUGGAAGGAUUAUAUCAGCCAGAGUUACACCACGCAGUUACAAAAGUGAUAAAUGUAAUGGACCUCCUUUGGCUAUCAAAGCUGAUAACAAAAAUGACAUAACAAUUGACUAUACAUAUACAGUUCGCUAUCGGGUUGAUAAUAAAAUUAAGUGGUCAUCGCGAUGGGAUUACAUAUUGGAUUCUAUGUCUCAUUCCAACAUUCAAUGGUUUAGCAUCAUGAAUUCCUUGAUAAUAGUUCUCUUCCUCUCUGGUAUGGUAGCCAUGAUCAUGCUGAGAACUUUACAUAAAGACAUUGCCCGUUACAACCAAAUGGACAAUGCUGAAGAUGCUCAAGAAGAAUUUGGAUGGAAACUGGUUCAUGGAGAUGUGUUCAGACCCCCAAGGAAAGGGAUGCUUCUUGCUGUUAUUAAUGGAAAUGGCAUUCAGAUAUUUUUCAUGACUUUGAUAACUUUAGUAUUUGCCUGUCUUGGCUUCCUUUCACCUGCCAACCGAGGAGCUCUUAUGACUUGUGCAAUGGUUUUAUAUGUUUGCCUUGGGACACCAGCUGGAUUUAUUUCUGCAAGAAUUUACAAAAUGUUUGGUGGUGAAAAGUGGAAAUCAAAUGUUUUAUUGACUGCAUUCCUUUGCCCAGGAAUCGUUUUUAGUAUGUUUUUCCUGUUGAACUUGAUUCUUUGGGGUAAUAGCAGCAGUGCAGCCAUACCAUUUACAACCCUCCUGGCACUGUUGGCACUUUGGUUUGGAAUUUCCGUACCACUUACAUUUAUUGGGGCUUACUUUGGCUUCAAGAAAAGACCUAUAGAGCACCCUGUGCGCACUAAUCUGAUUCCACGCCAAAUCCCAGAUCAGUCAUUCUAUACAAAGCCUUUACCUGGCAUUAUCAUGGGAGGAGUGUUACCUUUUGGCUGUAUAUUUAUUCAGCUAUUCUUCAUUUUAAACAGUUUAUGGUCACAUCAAACAUACUAUAUGUUUGGAUUCCUCUUUCUUGUGUUCAUCAUCCUCAUCAUCACUUGCUCUGAAGCUACCAUCUUGCUGUGUUAUUUUCACCUAUGUGCUGAGGACUACCAUUGGUGGUGGCGGUCAUUCCUUACAAGUGGUUUCACAGCAGUUUAUUUCUUCAUAUACUGCAUUCAUUACUAUGUUACCAAACUGGAAUUGGUUGGAUCUGCAAGCACAUUGCUCUACUUUGGAUACAUGUUAAUUGUUAUGUUUUUAUUUUUCUUAUUAACUGGUACCAUUGGCUUUUUCUCCUGCUUUUGGUUUGUUUCUAAGAUCUAUAGUGUAGUCAAAGUGGACUAAAUGCUGAUUAUUUGUAUUUUAAACUGUCACUUGUUCAGCAGCCAUUUCUGUCAAGUCUUACGUGUAAGCAAACACAGAUUAUGCAUUGAAUGGAAGGAAACUUUGAAGAUUGCAGUCAUCUUCUUUUUUUUUUUUGUAUUUUCAAUUUUGUCAAUCUCCAUAAAUGCACCAAAGGGUGGGGUGCAAAUAUUGUUUCUUUAUUGGAAACAUUUUCCUUUUUUACUUGACAUUAACACAUCGCUUAAUAAAGCCUUCCCUUCUUAGAAGCAUAUAGAUAACUGGCUGACAAGCAGCCAAGUACAGAAGUAUUAUUUUUAUAUAGUCUCUGGUAUAUAAUAGAAGAAAUUAAAAAGAUCAAGGAAUUUAGGACAAAUGGGGUCAUCCGUUUCAUCUAGAUGUUCUCUCUUAUUAACUCAACAGAAAAUAUUUUCUGAAGAAAAAUUGCGAAACACUCCCUAGUUCUACUACAAAUGGUUAUUCAUCUUUCUCUUCAUUUCUUAAAUAUAGCUAUUUUUCUUUUUCUCAUGAAAACUUUGAAAUUCCAUAUCACUCCUUUAGCUUACUCAAAGCAAAUUUCUGGUAUCCAGGUAAGAAAGAAUUUAUAAGAAAAAAAAAAAAGGAAACAAAAAAGAAAAUUUGUUUGAUAUUUUGAUGUUUUGUAGUGGUUUUUAUGUUUAUUAGUGUAUUGCCUAUUGGUUAGUUAUAAGCCCUCUAUGUUAAGGACUUAAUAUUAUUUUUCUGAUUUUUGUUAUUUUCAUAAAUUCUAACUGCUGGUUUUUAAGAUCUAAUAGUAAUGUUGGAGAUCUUGGAAAACUAAAUUGUAAACUUUACAUCAUAAAUUUCAGUCUGCAUAAAAUUAGUUUACAAUUUAAGAGAAGUUUUUAAUUCUGACAAUCUGUUAUCUCAGUCAUUCUGCAUUCUUCCAUGUAUAUAAUAUCUAAUACACUAAUGCUAAGUAUUAUAAUAUUAAAUCUAUACAUAUACAUACAUAUAUAUACAUAUAUAUAUAUAUAUUGACUCUAAUUAAUACUUAUUUGACAAAGGAAUUCCAUAGAGGAGAAAUUGCAGAGAAGGAAAUAAGGUUGUCAUGGUACAUUAAUUUUUCAUGAAAUCGGGUGUUAAAUAAAGUUUUAUGUAACAAAAUAAUUUAAAA